This is a messenger RNA of Cannabis sativa, 1881 nucleotides long. Its product is annotated as 7-hydroxymethyl chlorophyll a reductase, chloroplastic. Gene Ontology annotation, biological process: chlorophyll cycle. The coding region runs from base 82 to 1470 and encodes 462 amino acids. NCBI's taxonomy places the organism in Eukaryota, Viridiplantae, Streptophyta, Magnoliopsida, Rosales, Cannabaceae. Gene Ontology annotation, molecular function: 7-hydroxymethyl chlorophyll a reductase activity. Gene Ontology annotation, cellular component: chloroplast. The record is from RefSeq and is a predicted model, not a curated record. The transcript has 20 exons.
AAUAAUCCCCAAAUAAUAUGUGGUGGUGGUGAUUGGUGAAGUCCUUUUUGCUCUGCUUCUUCUUCUUCUUCUUCUUCGUCCAUGGCUUCCUUCAUCUCCAACCUCUCUUCUCCUUUCUCAUUCUCCAUUGUUUCUUCUUCUUCUUCCUCUUCUUCCCCUAAAGAUGGGAAGCCAAACUCAGUGAAGCUUAGAGAUGAUUGGAGGCAACGCUCCAAACCCAUUCCUUCUGGAGGGACUUACCCAGCUAAAGACCAUUGCAGUCGUUGUGGGUUGUGUGAUACUUAUUAUAUUGCCCAUGUCAAGGAUGCUUGUGCUUUCUUAGGUGAUGGCAUGUCUCGAAUUGAAAGUUUGGAACCCAUUGUACAUGGGAGAGGAAGGAACAUGGAUUCCUUAGAUGAGACUUACUUCGGUGUCUACCAUGAGCUGCUAUAUGCUCGGAAAACUAAGCCUGUAGAAGGUGCUCAAUGGACUGGUAUAGUAACAACAAUAGCUAUAGAAAUGCUUAAAUCAGGCAUGGUAGAAGCUGUAAUUUGCGUACAAAGUGAUCCAGAUGACAGGUUCACCCCAAGGCCCGUCUUAGCAAGGACACCAGAGGAAGUUCUAGCUGCUAAAGGUGUUAAACCAACAUUGUCUCCCAAUCUGAAUACCCUUGCCUUAGUUGAGGCUGCAAAUGUUAAGCGUCUUCUUUUCUGUGGUGUCGGUUGCCAAGUGCAAGCAUUAAGAGCUGUGGAGCAUCACUUAAAUUUGGAAAAGCUCUAUGUGCUGGGAACUAAUUGUGUUGACAAUGGUACUCGACAAGGACUUGAUAAGUUUCUGAAGGCUGCAAGUAGUGAACCCGAAACAGUUUUGCAUUAUGAAUUUAUGCAAGAUUAUAAGGUUCAUUUGAAGCAUCUCGACGGUCACAUUGAAGAGGUCCCUUAUUUCUGUCUACCCGCAAAUGACUUAGUUGACGUUAUUGCACCAUCUUGCUAUAGCUGUUUUGACUACACAAAUGCUUUAGCGGAUCUUGUUGUUGGGUACAUGGGUGUACCGAAAUAUUCUGGAAUAAGCAUGACACAACAUCCCCAAUAUGUUACUGUAAGAAAUGAACGCGGGAAAGAAAUGCUCGGCCUGGUUGAGAAGUAUUUGGAGAUCACCCCAACAAUUAGUAGUGGUCAGCGCCAACCGUUUGUUGUGGAAACUGUCAAGGCAGAUGAUAAUGCUAAGUUGGGUAGAGGACCUUCUCAGCCUGCUCCUAAGUUUGUAGGCAAUCUGAUAGCUUUCCUUCUAAAUUUGAUUGGCCCGAAAGGUCUGGAAUUCGCCCGGUAUUCACUCGAUUACCACACCAUCAGAAAUCAUUUGCACGUAAAUCGCUUUUGGGGCAAACAAAGAGCGGAUAGGCACACUCCUUCCUAUGCAAAGAGGAUUGUUGAUAUGUAUAACAAGAAGGGUGAAAUCAAUCAAAUGAUUUCAGAAAGUAUAGAUAGUUGAUGAAGAAAUACAGGGAAUCUAUGUUGUUGUUGCACUCGAGCAUGACGAUGAAAUAGAAGGGAAUCUAUGCUAUGCUUUUGGAACCACAGAUGAAAUAGAAGGGAAUCUAUGCUAUGCUUUUGGAUCAAUGUUCAAAAGGAAAAUUAUUAUGUUAUGAACAUACAAGGAAGCAUAUAUAAAUUAGAGAUGAAUGGAAUCUCUAGCACAACCCAUAUGGACAUUUUACCACCAAAUGAACACCACCAUAGUUGAUUGAUUUGAUAGGUUGUUUUGUGCUCUUUGUGGGUCAAGUUGUGUUCACUAGUGUGACUCGAAUCUUAGGGCUUUAUUUCUUAUGUGUUUGGCAUGCACUAUCUGAUGAGAAGUGUUACUAUUAAUCUUCUAUGAGAUCACCAUCUAGCUAUUAUUGAA